UGAAGGGAACAUGGGACAUGGGGUGAUGGGGCUACAGGACAUGGCAUGAAGGAGGUGUGGGACAUGGAGCGAUGGGGUUUGGGGAUGUGGAGUGAAUAGGACAUGGGACAUGGAGUGUUAGGGAUGUGGGCCAUGAGGUGUUGGGGACAUGAGGGAAGGGGAUGUGGGACAUGGAAUGGUGGGGACUUGGGACAUGGAGUCAUGAGGAUGUGGGACACGGAGUGGUUGGGACAUGGAGUGGUGGAUACAUGGGGUACGGAGUUGACGUGCAACAUGAAGUCAUGGGGAUGUGAGAUGUGGGUGAAGGGGACAUGGGUGAAAGGGGUGUAGGACAUGGAGUGAUGGGGACAUGGAAUGAUGGAGAUACAGGACAUGAAGGGGACAUGAGACAUGGAUUGAAGGGAACGUGGUACAUAGAGUAAUUGGCACAUGGAGUGAUGGGGACGUGGCACUCAGAGCCUGAAGCUGAGGGGCUCUCAGCAGUGCCCACCCUGUGUCCUGUGCCCACCGUGUCCUUGCGCCUGCGAUGCUCAUACACCUGGCGUGUCCCUACACCCCUGUGCCAUUGUGCUCCUGUCUUUGCCAACUCUUUGCCAUUCCUUCAGAAAUGUGGCUGGUUCCGGCCCAUUUUCCCAGGAGGGUUCUUGUGGAGGGCUGCAGGGGUGAGGACGUUAGGGGGGUGUUUGGGGCAAGUGCUGAUGUGGGGACCCAGUGGGGUGUCUCCGAACCCAGCUCCCUGCCCCUGCUGGGACAGGAUGGGAUGGGGAUGGUUUGGGAAUGUUACAGGACAGAAUGGGGACAGCCAGGAGGGGUAUAGGGACAAUAAGGACCAGAAGGAUGGGGACAUCAAAAGGGGUUGGAACAGGUUGGGGACAGGGAGGAUGAAGAUGUGGAUGAUGGGGAGAGGAUGGGAUGGGGAUGCAUAGAACUGGGACAGACAGGAGAGGGACAACCAGGAUGGGGACAGGGAUGACAAGGAGCAACAGGAUGGGGACAAGAAGGAUGGGGACAGAAUGGGAUGGCAACAGGGAGGGACAGGGACAGGAUAGGAUUAUUAGAGGUUUGAAUGGGGAUAGACAGGAUAAGGACAGGGACAGGAUGAGAUGAGGACAUCUCAAAAGAGGUAGGGACAGGCUGGGGACAGGGAGGAUGGGGACAGGAAGGAUAGGAAGAAGAUAGGAUAGGAGCAGCAUAGAUGAGGACAUGGGUGAUGGGGACAAGGUGGGAUGAGAAUGCACAGGACUGGAACAACCAGAAUGGGGACAGGGGUGAUAAGAACCAACAGGAUGGGGACAAGAAGGAAUGGGACAGAAUGGGAUGACGAUAGGACAGAAUGAGGAUGGGAAAAGGAUGGGAUGGGGACAGGAUGGGGUGGGGACUUCCAGGAGGGGAACAGGCAGGUGGAGACAGCCAGGAUGGGGACAGAGAUGACAAGGACCAUGCAGAAUGAGGACAGGAUAGGAUGGGGGCUGUCAGAAUGGGUGGGGACAGAUUUGGGAUGGGGAGGAUGGGGACAGGACAAAGUAGGAAUAGGAUGGAUGGGGACAGGCAGAGGUGGGGACAGGAUGGGAUUAUUACAGGAUCAAAUGGGGAUGGUUGGGAAGGGGAAAGCCAGGAUGGGGACAGGGACAAUGAAGGCUAGCAGGAUAAGGACAGGGAAAAUGGGGACAGGGUGGGAUUGUUACAGGACAGAAUGGGGACAGCCAGGAGAAGGACAGCCAGGAUGGGAUGGGGACCAUCAGAAGGGGUUGGCAACAGGGAGGAUAAGGACAGGGUGGGGUGGGAGUAAACUGAGAUGGGAACAGGGAGGAAUUAUUACAGGACGGAACAAGGACUUCCAGGAGGGGAACAGAAGGAUGGAGGUGACAGGGAUGGAAUUGUUGCAGGACAGAAUGAGGACGGCUGGGAAGGGGACAGGGAAGAUGGGGACAGGAUGGAAUUAUUACAGGACAGAAUAAUGGGGACAGGAAGGAUGGGGAUAGGACGGGAUGGAGACGGGGAUGAUGGGGACAGGAUGGGAUGGGGACGGGGAUGAUGGGAACAAAGAUGAUGAGGGCAGGGAGGACGGGGACAAGAUAGGAUGGUGACAGAGAUGAUGGGGACAGGAUGGGAGGGGGACAGAGGGGAUUGGGUCAAGGAGGACGGUGGCAGCAUGGUUCACUCCAGCAUGGAGAUAGCCAGAAGGGCCCAACCACACCAGGGCCAGCCAGGAGGGGCCGCCACAUCCCCACCACCAUCACCACCACCACCACCACCCUAUAACCCCCCUCAUCCCCAUCCCAUCCUUCCGUUCCCUUCCUUUCUCUCUCCCUCCCUCCCUCUCUCCCUCCCACUGCGGCCUCCGGGCAGGGGAUGUGGGCCGUGGGGGUGCUGGGGCUGGGGGCCCUACUGGCCUGGCUGCCCCCCGCCCACGCUGACACCUUCUCAGCGCUGCGCAGCGUCCGACAGGCACGGGGCAAUGAGGGGCGGCUGCUGCGGAGGCUCCGCGCGUACCUACGGGAGGAGAGCGCCCGGCUCCGCCGCCUGAGCAGGUUCUAUGAGAAGGUCUGGGCGCUGCACCAGGACCCCGGUGCCUCGGUGGACAACCCCUUGUUGGCCUUCAGCCUCAUCAAGCGCCUGAGCUCUGACUGGCCCAGCGUCAUCUACAGCAGCGAGGCCACCGAAAACAGCCGUGUGCUCCAUGCCGGAUUCCAGGAGUUGCAACGGGAGCUGCCCGGAGCUGAGGACCUGGAUGGGGCGGCGCGGGCGCUGAUGCGGCUGCAGGACGUCUACGCACUCAGCGUCAAGGGCAUGGCCAAUGGCCUCUUCCAGCCCACCGGCACCGACCGCCCGCCCCUGUACAGCCCUGGCCGGCGCGUCUCGCUCUCAGCUGAUGACUGCUUCCAUGUGGGAAAGGUGGCCUAUGACACGGGUGACUACUACCACUCCAUCGCGUGGCUGGAAGAGGCCGUCAGUCGCUUUCGCCUCUCCUAUGGCAGAUGGAACCCGGAAGAGGAGCGGGGCAGCCUGGAGGACGCGCUGGACUACCUCGCUUUCUCCUACUUCAUGGCUGGAAACAUCUCCCAUGCAUUGGCUCUCUCCAGGGAGUUUCUCCACUAUGAUCCCAGCAACCAGAGGGUGACAAGGAAUGUGGCCAAGUACGAGAAGCUGCUGGCAACAAGCGGGGACCAUGUGGGGAGACCCCUGCAGCGCCCCAAUGUCACCCAGCUGCAGAACCGGGAUGCCUACGAGGAGCUGUGCCAGGGCCUGAGGUCACAGAUGGCCCCAGAGCGGCCUUCACACCUCAGCUGCUCCUACGAGACCAAUGGCAGCCCCUACCUCCUGCUGCAACCUGCCAAGAAGGAGACGCUGCGGCUCCGGCCCUACAUCGUGCUGUACCAUGACUUUGUCAGCGAUGUCGAGGCCGAGACCAUUAAGGGGCUGGCGGGGCCCUGGCUGCAGAGGUCCGUAGUUGCCUCUGGAGAGAAGCAGCAGAAAGCAGAGUACCGGAUAAGCAAGAGUGCCUGGUUGAAGGACACGGCCGACCCCGUGGUGCGGGCGCUGGAGCUGCGCAUGGCAGCCAUCACCGGCCUGGACCUGCGGCCACCCUACGCCGAGUACCUGCAGGUGGUCAACUACGGGCUGGGCGGCCACUACGAGCCCCACUUCGACCACGCCACGUCCAGGAAGAGCCCCCUUUACAGAAUGAAGUCGGGCAACAGGAUCGCCACGGUCAUGAUCUACCUGAGCGCGGUGGAGGCUGGUGGCUCCACUGCCUUCAUCUACGCCAACUUCAGUGUGCCAGUGGUUAAGAAUGCAGCCCUGUUCUGGUGGAACCUGCGAAGGAAUGGUGAUGGUGACGGGGACACCCUACACGCUGGCUGCCCCGUGCUGGCUGGGGACAAGUGGGUGGCAAACAAGUGGAUCCACGAGUACGGGCAGGAAUUUCGGCGGCCGUGCAGCCAGGACCCCCAGGACUGAGCCACCACGUGGGCUGAAGGACGUAGCUCCUGACCUGGAUGCUGUCACUGUCACCGUGGCAGUGAAAAGCCACCCCAGCACAGCGCAGCCCCCCUGGGGUUCAUCCAAGAGGAGAGCAGGGUGCUACACGGGGAGGAUGUGCUUGCUCAGCUGUGGCUUCCCUCUGGGAAAUCUGCUGAAAAUAAAAUUGAAGGAGACCCAACUGGA
Messenger RNA from Numida meleagris (helmeted guineafowl), 4167 nucleotides. RefSeq names its product prolyl 4-hydroxylase subunit alpha 3 (gene P4HA3). Bases 2353 to 3960 code for a protein of 535 amino acids. Gene Ontology annotation, molecular function: iron ion binding; L-ascorbic acid binding; procollagen-proline 4-dioxygenase activity. The transcript has 13 exons. The record is from RefSeq and is a predicted model, not a curated record. Lineage: Eukaryota; Metazoa; Chordata; Aves; Galliformes; Numididae. Gene Ontology annotation, biological process: peptidyl-proline hydroxylation to 4-hydroxy-L-proline. Gene Ontology annotation, cellular component: endoplasmic reticulum.